GGCACCUUCGACACUUAACUGAAAGUGAAGUGAAAGUGAAGACUUUCCGGCAAAGACAGAACUCAGCAUGAAGAGAUACACCCACACAAGGAACUCUGUUGCGAACGCAAAUGUGAAAGAAAAAGGCAUGGAUCCUUGGGAUGCAAAUCAAAGAACACCCACCACCAUGCGUCCAUGGGGACGUACUUGGUUUAAUGAAGCCCUGACGAAGCAGCUCGUCAAUUUGGCGUUUAAGUUCUUGGGUUUCAAGGAUCGAAAGGCGAUAUGGGGCGUGAUGCUGAAUACGGUAGUUAGGUUCGAGCCGGAUGGAGGGAAAACAUCGCGAUACUCGCAAAGGAGGGUCGCAACGCUAGGCUGCAAAGACGAUAGGAGGUUGUCAAACUCCUCGGCAGCAGCAACGUCUGAAGCAGGAGUGGAAGGUGUUGGUAUGGGAAUAGGUACCGAUGGUCCCUCCGGGGAGUGGUGGAUCGAGCUCGACCAACUCAGCGUCCUGAUGCAUGGAGUUACAAACAAGGAGAUCCGUGAUGUCGACAAUGUAGAGUUCUGCAUCAGGCUGACGAAGGAUGUGGUGGAACUGAGUAGGUGUCAAGAUGGCGACAUUGACAGGAGAGGGGGAUGUAAAGUCCGAUUUGCCCAACGAUGGAAUACGAUAUUGCUUCCCAUCCUUGGCGUCGAGGACGAGGUCGUUGUGGAUCCAAUCGGGACCAGAAUGGGCGAACUGAUGGGAUUAGGAAGUGCCGAGAACAAGGUCGUAUAGGGUUUCCAUGACGUUGAAAGUCCACUGGUCAUGGAACCGAGGGGCCUUGCGAAGGCUAUGUGGCAUCCGCAAGGGGAAGGAGAAUGGGAGAUCAGGCACCACACAGUCGACGAAGGAUUUGGCCUGAUUGUUGCUAAGCGUGACAAUGACAGUGGAAGGGUAGGGGGAUGUAUAGAGAGAUGCCUCCUUAACUACACAAGGAUGAAUGAAGUCGCCAGUAGAGU
Messenger RNA from Chara braunii, 981 nucleotides. Lineage: Eukaryota; Viridiplantae; Streptophyta; Charophyceae; Charales; Characeae. The record is from the annotation of a GenBank genome assembly.